Molecule: messenger RNA, 1668 nt
Organism: Symphalangus syndactylus (siamang)
Lineage: Eukaryota; Metazoa; Chordata; Mammalia; Primates; Hylobatidae
Source: RefSeq, a predicted model, not a curated record
CCCAGCAAAACCAUUCAGGGCACACAAGGGGGAGACUGAUAAACACAGGGAACCAGCAGAUUGAGGCCCCACUCCCCAAGACUGAGAAACCUUCCCCCAGAGCCAAAGGAUUGCCAACUGUUGCACCAGGAUGGUCUCAAUGAGCCCAUUGUCUUGGACUAAAUUACAGGGUCACGAAACUGGCUUGGGAGGCAGCCGCAGAAGCAGCUCCAGAUGGAGGCACGUGGGGGCGAGGGUGGAGUUUCACCCAGAGACCCAAGGCAGGGGCACUAACAACUUUCAUAGUGCAAAUGGUGACAGCUGUACAACCAACUCAACCCCAAACCCUGGCCUCCCCUCCCGCCACAGGGCUCCCGUUGAGACACGAGAGUUCUUCCCCAGAAAUCCCACCAGGGACCCAACACUUUCGGUUAGGAACUGAGAGCAGAGACCUCGAUCCCACAGGCAGGAGGAGAGCUCCGCACAGCACAGGGCCUCUCUCCAUCAGGGCUUACUGGAAAGUGGUCAGAUCCGCUCAGUCGUGCCAGUUGGACAUUUGGGACAAGGAAGGCCCCUGGAGGAGUGGUCGCAGGAAAGAGUUGCAAAGAGGCAGGGGCAGGGAGGUCACAUUCACUCGGGGACUGCAGGAGGCUCAACGGAACACCGUGGACCUAGGAAGACCCCGCCUUUCCCCCUCCCGGCCCACCAGAGGGCUCUGCCCAAGUCGGCCUAGGAGCCUCUCCGAGGGGCGGGGGCUCCAGGUUCCCGCAGAGGCAGGCCCGCCCCUCAGAAGCCCUGCCCCAGAGCGCUGGAGACCAUUGUGUGAGCUUCCCCUCCGCCUGCUGUAUUUACUCCCGCGGACGCAGGACGCAGAGCCCCAGCACUGGCAGUCACGAGGACGCAGGAAAGCGCACGCACUCACAGGCGCAGAGACGCGGACGCCAGACCCAGGCUUGGACCGAGCAGCCCCCGCAAGUCCCAACACACUUGUAAACCCCAAAGACAGGAAAGAGCCAAAAUGCUCUCCCUGCCCGCACGCAGGCCCCUUCUGCCCCCCACGGCCGGAUUCUGGGAGGCGGAUGAGGAUGUCCCCAGGCCUGGAUGGGGGCCAUGGGACAUCCCACUGUGGACCCUGCCACGACCUGGGAUGUGUCCGUUCGGUGCUCCUGGCCCACGGGCUGCACAACUUGGCGGACCCGAAACUGGCGUGGGGGAGGGGAAGGCUGUCCACCCGAGCAGGACGCGGCUGUCCACUCGGUCGGAGGUGAGGAACGACCUCCCUAUCCCGUUGCCGGGUCCAAGCGGGGCCCAAGAGCCGCCGGGGAGAGCCGAAGGGAGGGGACCGAUAGAUUUCCCAGAGUGAAACUGUGCGUCCUGGAGAGUUCAGAGGCACCCCCGCGAGCCCUGGAGGAGGUCGCUGUCGCUCGGCAAACACAAACAACAAUAAAAGGAAGGAAACCCAGGCGGCAGUGCGCAGAACGAGCGCAGGGUCCUGUGAGGGCGCGCAGGGUCCACGCGGGUCCCCCUAACAGGGUCCCCCACGUAGGCGGCGCGGGCAUGGGGCUGGGGGCGCGCGGCGCUCUCGGCGGGAGGGCGCCUGGAUUAGGAGUCGCGUCUCCCCUCGGCGCACCCCCGUCCCGCGCCAGGCCCACCCGCAGGGUCCUCUCCAGCACUCCCGCGGCCGCAGCA